This is a messenger RNA of Carassius carassius (crucian carp), 4587 nucleotides long. Its product is annotated as leucine-rich repeat transmembrane neuronal protein 1-like. Gene Ontology annotation, molecular function: protein binding. Lineage: Eukaryota; Metazoa; Chordata; Actinopteri; Cypriniformes; Cyprinidae. Bases 1073 to 2647 code for a protein of 524 amino acids. The record is from RefSeq and is a predicted model, not a curated record. The transcript has a single exon.
UCUGCAUGCACUGUCAGAGCACUAGUCUGCUGCAAGGAAUCGGGCAUCUCUCUCCUCCCUACACCUCGCCUGCCUUCAGCCUCAGCAUCUACAGCCUCCGCAGUUCACAGGAAAUGAGCUUCAUACAAAGAUGACAUUGCUGAAGAUUUGAGUAUUACUAGACAUACUAUCAUCAAUGAUCUUUGGAUAUCACUGCUAUACAAAGAAUUAAAAAGGACAGGAAAAAUUUAAAAAGAGAGCCGUAUGAUGCUGAUCACACAGCUUUUGCAUGUGUGUAAUUGUGAAGAAACUAAACGAGCACUGACAGAAUGUCAACGAGCUUCACUCAAUGUACAUUGUGCAGGUCAGUGAUCACUUUAGGUUAUGGAUGGUGAUUUGCGACGACAGAUCAGGAGCCUUUGACGAGAAGGGAGGAAAAAAGGGAGAGUGAGAGUUUGGAGAGGAUUAUUCCCUCCUUCGUGCGUGUCUCUCCCACAGAUCGGCGCAGCAGUCAAUGCAGAGGAACGACGGAGAGAGGACAGCGCUCAUGCAUGCAGCCCGGGAAACUUGCACUUCCUACCAGCCUGCUGAAUGCCACUUGGAUUCGUUCUCUUUUUGGCUCUUUCACAUGAGGAGAACUAAGACAUUGUAAGUCUGCCAGGAUCUGGUGUCCGAUGAAAAGGAGUGGGGGGGCUGAAUUUGUACCACACUGGGGUCUUUUUUAGUUUCGCACAUAAUUAGUGUCGGCACAAAGGGAUCAACUGAAUAGAGGUUGUCAGCCUCUGGAAAGGGGUGAGUAGGCAUCCUUUCAUGUGAGAUUGAUUCUCGAAGAGCGAAAUUUUUUUGUACCUACGUCUCUCUUUUCCUUUCUCUUAUCUAACAUGAGCAAAGCGAGUUGUCGUUUAUUUGCCAUCGUUCUUCUCCUUUCGAUGUGGCAGGAUUUCUUGAUUCUUUAAGUAACAAAUCACCAUCCAUAUUUUCUAGAAAUACACAUCACCUGAAAAGACUUGGGGAGUUACAAAUCACAAAACCCAAAAUGACCAAGAUCUGAAAGAUUCAAUGGACUUUUUCUCUACGACACUGCAGGAUAUUCAUGCUAAUGGAUUUCCUCCUAAUUGGUCUAUACCUAAAGUGGCCGCUAAGGAAGCCCCCUGGGCUAAUACUGUGCUCCCUUGGAAUUGUUCUGAAAAUAGUUCCACUAGUGGGAGGGAGCUGUCCGAGGCCGUGCCGAUGCGACAACAAGCUGCUGUAUUGUGAAGGGUUCAACCUGACUGACAUCCCCCAAAACCUGAGCAGCGCCAUUGGUUUGUCCCUGCGCGAGAAUAACAUCUCUGAGCUGCGGGAGGGGAACUUUGUGGGCCUGUCGCAGCUUACCUGGCUAUUUUUGGACCAUAACAACAUUGAGAUUGUGGAGGAGAAUGCCUUCGAGAGGCUGCGAAGGGUUAAAGAGUUAGAUCUGAGCACCAACCGGAUAGAGAGCCUGCCCAACGGGACCUUCAGACCUCUGCCCAACCUACGAAUACUGGAUUUAUCCUAUAACAGACUUCAAUCCUUGGAGCCAGACCUUUUCCAUGGCCUUAGGAAGCUUACCAAUUUACAUUUGCGCUACAAUGCCCUUAAAUUCAUCCCUGUGCGGAUUUUCCAGGAUUGCAGGAGCAUGCAAUUCCUGGAUCUGGGUUACAACCAGCUGCAGAGCCUGGCACGUAAUUCAUUUGCCGGACUCUUCAAGCUCACUGAGCUGCAUCUGGAGCACAACGAGUUGGUGAAAGUCAAUCUGGCCCAUUUCCCCCGCCUCAUAUCCCUGCGGACCCUCUACAUGCGAAACAAUAAGGCCACCAUUGUGGUCAGCACCCUUGACUGGACCUGGGACCAUUUGGAGAAGAUUGACUUCUCCAACAAUGAGAUUGAGUACAUUGAGCCACAUGUGUUCGAGAGUGUCCCCAAACUUAACACUCUUAUGCUGGACUCUAAUAAACUGACUUACAUAGAUCAGCGAAUUAUGGACUCAUGGACAUCCCUGACCAGCAUCACUCUUUCGGGAAAUGAAUGGGAAUGCAGCAGGAAUGUCUGUGCCUUGGCUUCCUGGCUCAGCAACUUCCAGGGACAACGUGACAGUGGCCUGCUGUGUGCCAGCCCAGACAUCGCACAGGGUGAGGACAUUCUGGAUGCCGUCUAUGCUUUCCAGUUAUGCGAGGACAAUAUGGAAGCAACAACGCAGAUCUUCACAGCUACCAGAAACCGUGCCAGAGGCUUCAUAUAUGAUGGCCCGACGAAAAACCCCUAUGACCUGCAGGAUGUGGAGGGCGGGGAAGUGGUGACCAACUCCUUGACAGUGACUGCGUCUGCUGAUGACCUGGAGAGCACCAUGCAGAUUCACAAGGUGGUGACAGGCACCAUGGCCCUUAUUUUCUCCUUCCUGAUCAUGGUCCUCAUGCUCUAUGUGUCCUGGAAAUGUUUCCCAGCAGGCAUCAGGCAGUUGAGGCAGUGCUUCAGCAGCCAGCGUCGCAAGCAGAAGCAGAAGCAGACCAUGCAGCAGAUGGCUACUACGUCUGCAUCCGAGUACUAUGUUGACUACAAACAAAACCAAAUUGAGGGGGCACUUGUCAUCAUCAACGAGUUCGGCUCUUGCACGUGCCAGCAGCAGGCAUCUCGAGAGUGUGAGGUGUGAUAUUCACCCAUGCCAUUUUUAAAAGUCAGUGGUUUCAAAGUAUGAAUGGAUAUGGAACACAUGUUAACUUGGCAACUCAUUUUGCUGCACUCAGGAGGAAGUUAACAUUUCUCAAGUGCAAAUGGACUAAAAACAGGGAUUUAGUGCUUGUUUCAACAGCCUCAAAGCCUUGUGGGAGAAUCUGACUCUGACACCUGUGUACUUGAUGCAAAAUAUGUGGAAUAACUAUGUUGACCUGUCCUGGCUGCUCGGAUAUUUGAGCUUUAAUGUGUCUUUCUACUUCAGGAUAUUCUAGGACUUUCUAAAGCUAUCAAAGACACCCAGAACAAAAUCCAGAACAAAAUUUUUACUGUGGUCACAAACAGACAAAAUUGGAAAUGAAAACAACAAAACAAAGAAACCCUUAAAAAAAGAUUAUAUGUAAAAUAUGUUAACAGCAAAAAUGGAAGAGUGGGGAUAAAAUGCAAGAUGUUAUCCUAUUUCUUUUGUAAUCUAUGGAGAGAAAAAAAACAGAGGAAAACACAAAUGUUUAAAUAAAUGAAUUGCAAUUCACAGUACUCAUUAUUGCAGGUGAGUUGGAGGAUUGACUUUUUUUUUGUGAUCGUGGGGAAAGAUGUUCAGAGAGCUCUGCAGUAUUGCAGGAUGUAAAUAAUCAGGGCUGUUGGGAGCACUUCACUUCAUUUGAAAUGUUAAGCCUCAGUCUAAGAUUCAGAUCUCCUCGUCUCUCCCUGAGAUAUAAUCACUGUGCAAAGCUUGAUUGCUAUGGCUGUUUGCAGUUGCCCCUCUUGUACCUAUCCUGAAUAGAUUAAGCAAACUAGCAAAAAACAAAACAGGCUGAUGCGAUUUGAUGGGAUCUCACAUGAUAAAGUCAAACAUUUGUGUGCUGUGCAAAUAAACAAGACAAGGAGUGUCUAAGACCUUCAUUCCUUUCACUGCUUCGACAGACUUCACAGCCUUUAAAUCUUAAUGUACUUGAAAUGGGUGUGAUUAAUUAUCAAUUAUGUUUGGUUUUUAGUUUUGUUUUUCCCACGAAAAAAGCUAGCCAAAUUCUAGAUGUAUAUUUAAUUGUGGCUUUCUGUUUAAAUGUGACGUUACUUUAAAAGAUAUCCUGUGGUAAGCUGUUGUUACUUUGUGAGAGAUCAUCCUGUCGGAUUGUUAGAUUGUGUGCAGUCCGCAUCAGUGGCUAUUGCACUGGUGAAAGCACAGGACCUCUGAGAGAAGGUACAGGCUGCUCCCUAGUGUUCAUACCAGCAGUAGAGGAUGACGAGAUACCGCAGCAGCAACAAGCCCUUGAAUUUCUCUUGCCCAGGCUUUGCGUGUGUUCGUAUGUGUAUACGCCUGUUGCUUAUCUAUGUGCAGUCUCUUAGCUCAGCUCAGGAUUACUAACACAGCGUAAAGUAUCUGGACUAAACAACAAAAGCAGGAUGAUUAUAAAAAGGGAGAUUUCACUUUACAUCUACUUUGUUGUCAUCUCACUCACUUGGCUGUUAUAAUGAUGUUUUUUUUUUUUUUGGUACGCAUAGGGGACAUGCCACUGUGAAGAUGGUGUGUGUGUGUGUGUGUGUAUGAGAGAGAGAGCAAGAGAGGAUGUACUGUAUGUGUAUGCAUUAAAAUUUUAACUAUUUAAGUGGGUGUUUUUUUUUUUUUUUGUCAUCUCCAAAAAGGUGGAAUUGAGUUUGUUCUGACCAGCUGCAUGUGUGAAGUAUUAAUUUGUCAUGUAUGACUGGGAUAUGCCUUAAAGGGACAAUGUAAGGCUAAACAAAUAUUUUUUACAAACAAAUCAAACAGUUUUAUUAUGAAUUCCACAGUCCCGCCCCCUUUGAAUCCUUUAAUACUUGAUAUGAAACUGUUCUAUUUUCAGCACUGUAUUUGAUGCGUAUAUGAAGCUAAGCCAAGCUAAACCAAUAAAAUGUAUUCCUACUGUUGUAAAUGAUCCGCAA